AGUGAGGGAGGGAGGGAGGUAGAGAGAGAGGCGUGGAGCGAUACACACCGUCAGAGUGGAGGGAGACCAACAGAGGACAGGAGCUGCAGAGCAACCCCGCGAGCAGAGAGAGAGGCAGAUGAACACAACACAACACUCUCCUUUUGAAUGAACGUUUGAGUUCAGCGCUAGAGAACAACAAGGACAUAUCCCAGAGACUCGCAGGAUAAACUUCAGUCCUCCACCGAAGCAUCGUCUCCUCGCCACGCUCUUCCUCCUUCCCUUCCCUUUUAUCAUCCUCAUCUUCCCUCCCUGUCAUCAUCGUCACCGUCAUCAUCCUCACCUGUAUUUACUACCUUGUCUGUUUUUUAAAAGGCGAGGGAUUCGCUUGGUCGCCCUCCUCUCUCUGUCCCUCUCCUGCACCUAGGGGGGUCCUAGGCAGGCUUAGCAGGGUGUCGGUGCUAGCGAGGUACCCUAGUACUCACUGGUAGUAGAACUAGCGGAGGACGUGGUGGUGUUUGGGGUUCAGGGGAGACACAGAGUGGACCAUCCCAGGAGAGGAGAGCUGAGCGGAGGCAUGAACGCCAGAAGAGUCGCUCCCGGGGGGUUGGCUGAGUCCGGACCUCCGCCUGGGUCUGUGAGGAAGAGCCGGAUAGGAGGAAGAGGAGGAGGAGGAGGAGAAGGAGUAUUGCGGGCUGAGAAGAUGCUGGUGCUGGAGCUGCUUCUGCUGCUGGUGGUGGGGGUCCCGUCUGGGGGGCGAGGUGCAGAGGCCUGCCCGGCCCCCUGCAGCUGUGACGGGGCCACGGUGGACUGUCACGCCCUGGGUCUCCAGGCCGUCCCCAAGAACAUCCCCAGAGGAACCGAGAGACUAGAUCUGAAUGGAAACAACCUGACAGUCAUCACCAAGACCGACCUGUCUGGACUCAAACAUCUGCGCGUGCUUCACCUGAUGGAGAACCAGAUCAGUAAUGUCGAAAGAGGAGCCUUUGAUGACCUGAAAGAGCUGGAGAGACUACGCCUCAACAGGAACCGUCUGAGCCAGCUGCCGGAGCUCCUCUUUCAGAAGAACGAGCUUCUCUCCCGGCUAGACCUCAGUGAUAACAGCAUCCAGGCUGUUCCCAGGAGGGCUUUCAGGGGAUCCACAGACCUGAAGAACCUCCAGCUGGAUAAGAACCAGAUCGUGUGCAUAGAGGAGGGAGCCUUCCGGGCCCUGCGUUCCCUGGAGGUCCUGACAUUGAACAACAACAACAUCAGCAGCAUCCCUGUCUCCAGUUUCAACCACAUGCCCAAACUGAGGACCUUCCGUCUCCACUCCAACACACUGAGGUGUGACUGCCACCUGGCCUGGCUGGCCCCCUGGCUGAGACAGCGGCCCUCCCUGGGUCUCUACACGCAGUGCACUUCCCCUCCCAACCUGCGGGGGCUCAACCUCGCCGAGCUCAACAAGAAAGACCUGGCCUGCACAGGUCACAGCGGCAGUGCGUUCGUCCAGCCAUGCAGUUUAGCGUCUGGCUCCUGUCCUCCCAUGUGCUCCUGCAGCAACAACAUUGUGGACUGCCGGGGGCGGGGCCUAACCGCUAUCCCCGCCCACCUCCCCGAGGCCAUGACAGAGAUUCGUCUGGAACAGAAUGGCAUCAAGUCUGUCCCGCCCGGAGCCUUCAGCUCCUACAAGAAACUAAGGAGGAUAGACCUGAGUAAUAACCAGAUAUCCGAGAUCGCUCCCGAUGCAUUUCAUGGCCUUCGAGUGCUCAACUCACUCGUGCUUUAUGGGAACAAGAUCACAGAACUUCCCCAGGGGGUAUUUGAUGGUCUUGCAUCUCUGGAGUUGCUGCUUCUCAACGCCAACAAGAUCCACUGCGUCCGCUCCGGGGCCUUCAAGGACCUGGAGAACCUAGCCCUGCUGUCGCUGUACGACAACAAGAUCCAGAGCCUGGCCAAGGGCACCUUCAGCACCCUGCGCAACAUCCAAACGCUCCACCUGGCCCAGAACCCCUUUGUGUGUGACUGCAGCCUGCGCUGGCUGGCUGACUUCCUGCGCGCCAACCCCGUGGAGACCAGCGGGGCGCGCUGCGCCAGCCCCCAGCGCCUCGCCAACAAACGCAUCAGCCAGAUCAAGAGCAAGAAGUUCCGCUGCUCCGCCAAAGAGCAGUACCUCAUCCCAGGUACAGAGGACAGGCGUCUGAACUUCGAGUGUAACAGCCGACCGCUUUGUCCGGCUAAGUGCCGCUGCGAGGCUAACGUGGUCGACUGCUCCAACCUGAGACUCACCAAGUUCCCCCAACACCUCCCUCCAUCCACUGAGGAGCUGCGACUGAACAACAACGACCUGUCAGUGCUGGAGGCCACCGGAGUCUUCAAGGGCCUCUCGCACAUCAAGAAAAUAAACCUGAGCAACAACAAGAUCUCUGAGAUUGAGGACGGGGUGUUCGAGGGGGCGGAGUCUGUGGUGGAGCUCCACCUCACAGCCAAUCACCUGCAGUCUGUCCGGGGCACCAUGUUCCGCGGCAUGGAGGGACUACGCAUGCUCAUGCUGAGGAACAACAAGAUCAGCUGCCUCCACAACGGCAGCUUCACGGGGCUCAGCAACGUGAGGCUGCUGUCCCUCUACGACAACCAGCUGAAGACCGUCCUGCCUGGAGCCUUCCACACCCUGCCCCACCUCUCCACCCUAAACUUGCUGGCCAAUCCCUUUAGCUGUGACUGCCGUCUUUCCUGGCUGGGGGUGUGGCUUCGCAACCGGCGAAUCGUAACGGGGAACCCCCGCUGUCAGAGCCCCGACUUCCUCCGGGAGAUCCCCCUACAGGACGUAGCAGAGCAGGACUUCCGCUGUGAGGAAGGCUCCAUGGGGCUGGAGGAGGGGGGCUGCCUGCUGGAGCCGUCCUGCCCGGCCCAGUGCACCUGUGUGGACACGGUGGUGCGCUGUAGCAACAAACACCUGGAGGUCCUGCCCAGGGGGCUUCCUCGCAACCUGACCGAGCUGUAUCUGGAUGGUAACCAGCUGACCAGUGUUCCCAAGGAGCUGGCCUCUUUUAAGUUCCUCCAGCUGGUAGAUCUGAGUAACAACAAAAUCAGCUCCCUGGCAGAUGACGCCUUCUACAACAUGAGCCAGCUGACGACACUAAUCCUGAGCUACAACUCCCUGCGUUGUAUUCCUCCUCUGGCAUUGGGGGGCCUACGCUCUCUCCGUCUGCUCUCGCUCCAUGGCAACCACAUCUCUGAGCUCCACGAGGACAUCUUCACCGACGUCUCCUCUCUCUCGCACCUGGCGAUCGGGGCCAACCCGCUGUUCUGUGACUGCAGGCUGCGCUGGCUGUCCUCCUGGGUGAAGAGUGGCUACAAGGAGCCCGGCAUCGCCCGCUGUGGGGGCCCUCCCGGCAUGGAGGGGAAAUUACUGCUCACCACGCCUGGGGAGAGCUUCAAGUGUCUUGGUCCGGUGGAGACAUCGACACACUCCAAGUGCAGCCCGUGUGCAUCGUCCCCGUGUCAGAACCGGGCCUUGUGCCAGCCCCAUCCCACCGAGAUGUACACCUGUUCCUGUACACCUGGCUUUACGGGGAAGUAUUGUGAGACGUCUACGGAUGUGUGUGCCAGUAACCCCUGCAGCAAUGGAGGAACCUGUCUCCCUGACCAACACAACACAGGCUUCAGCUGUGUGUGUCCAUACGGUUUUGAGGGGUCGCUCUGCCAGGUGAACGUGGAUGACUGCCAGGACCAUGGCUGUGAGAACAGCGCCACCUGUGUGGAUGGAGUGGGGAACUACACCUGCCUUUGUCCUCGCUUUUACAUAGGUGUGCUGUGUGAGGAGGAGGAGGGUGUUUGUUCAGCAGGUAGAAACCCCUGUCAGCACCAGGGCACCUGUCUUACCACCUCCACUGGGGCCAGGUGCCUGUGUAUCCCAGGCUGGGUGGGGGGUGACUGCAGUAUCGACUACAACGAGUGUGUGGACCACCGCUGUGAGAACGGAGCGCAGUGUGAAGACCACCUGGACGGUUACACCUGCGUCUGUCUGCCAGGAUUCAAGGGUGAGAGGUGUGAAGUGUCCUCCCCCCCUCCCUCCCCCUGCCAGCUGGCUGUCUGUCAGAACGGCGCCCCCUGCAGGGAUCAGGGGGGCAUGGCCGUGUGCCAGUGCCCGUCAGGCUUCCAGGGCCAGCGCUGCGAGCGAUUGGUCAGCCUAAAUUUUCUGGACCCGGACUCCUACGUCCAGCUGGGGGAUAUCAGGGACUGGCCCCAAGCCAACAUCACCCUACAGGUGUCCACGUCGGAGGAGAAUGGCAUCCUGCUCUACAACCAAGAUGAGCCUAUCGCCAUGGAGAUCCACCAAGGUCACGUCAGGGUCACCUACAACCCUGGGAACCAACCAGCUACUGCUAUCCACAGCGUGGAGACCGUGAACGACGGGCGGUUCCACACGGUGGAGCUGAUGACCUUUGACCGGAUGGUGAACCUGACUGUGGACGGAGGAGAGCCCACCACCCUGGACAGCCUAGGGCGUGUGCCACGCAGCGGAGAGGGCCCCCUGUAUGUGGGAGGCAUGCCUGACGAGACGGUCCCCUCGGCCCCCAGCCGCCCCCCCCAGCUGCUGAACGGCUCCAGCUUCCAGGGCUGUAUCAGGAACCUGUACAUCAACCAGGAGCUGCAGGACUUCACGCGCGGUCGCAUGCGCCCUGGCGUGGUUCCCGGCUGCCACGCCUGCCGCAAGCUGCUCUGCCUCCACGGCUUCUGUCAGCCACACGGCGCACAGGGUCCUGAAUGCUACUGCCAGCCGGGAUGGGCGGGACAACACUGCGACCAGCCAAUAGCAGGAGGCCUGGCAUUGGUUGCUGUGACCUCUUCGACAGAGGCCGACCCUUGUCAAGACAACAAAUGUGUGAGGGGCGUGUGCGUCCCCCUCGACGGCUACACCUACCGCUGUGAUCACCAGCAGGGGGAGGCACCCGCGCUGGCAGGAGGAGGAGGAGGAGCACUUUGGGGAGGUGCAGCGGUAGGAAGAGCAGCAGCUGACGGGGGCUGGUGCCAGGGGUUGCGAUGUCAUCGCGGCCAGUGCCAGCAGACUGAGGACGGGGUUCACUGUGUCUGUGACCCAGGAUACACCGGGGAGCACUGUGAUGUUGAGUCGUCAUGCCAGGGCGAGGUGGUGCGGGACUUCCACCGGCUGCAGCGUGGCCAGUCCCGCUGCCAGACCUCCAAGACCUACUCCUGGGUGGAGUGUCGGGGUCGCUGCGGGCGGACGCCGGGCGGCCGGAAACGCCAGGCCAUCACCGCUCCACCCACUCCUUCCUCCUGCUGCGCCCCCCUCAGGAUGAGGCGCCGGCGGCUGACCUUCGAGUGCGACGACGGGACGUCCUGGACGCAAGACGUGGAGAAGCCCGUCGAGUGCGGCUGCAAGGAAUGCGUGUAGUGUCCCACUCGACUCCUCCCCCUCACCACCACCAUCACUAUCACGGCCACUCCCCACCAUCAUCCCCCCCCCACCCCCUUGCCCCACUGCUAUUGGCCGAAAAUGUUUUUCCACCUCCUCUCUUGCUCUAACAAAGCCGUGUGUACACACAUUCCAGACUCAGACACACAUUCCCAUUUGUAUGAGAAGGUAUAAAUAAAUACGUAGACAAUGGCCAUACAUUCACACACAUUCACACACACCAUGCAAGGUCUCAGCACUAUGGACAAUGCAUAUGUUUUGUGUGUGUGUUGGUAUGUGUCUGUUCCUUUACCUGUUUGUGUAAGUGGGCACGCUUUUCCCUCUGUGUUUGUGUGUGUGGGUGUGGGUUUGUUUGCCUGCAUGUCAGACGUGUCACACAAUCCCACUUUUCUAUACACUGAAUCCCCCAAAUCCAAUACUUCCCCUCCUCGUCUUCCUCGUCUUCCUCUUCACUCCCAGAGUGUUUCAGAUCCAUCGCUGACGUCUUCCACCACCCGCCACUGUAGCGCUGAAACUCCGGAGAGGACUUCUUACUUCCUACUCUGUUAAUCUUGUGGCGAAACAUUAACCCCAAGAAAGGCAUAAUUUACUUAUUGUUUUUCCACACACUGUUGUCGCAGUGUCACAGUGACAUCUUGUACAUUUUUUCGAUCUGAAUAAUUCCCGCAUGUUGAUGUUAUGAAGUUAGAAAGUAUGACCAGCAUUGUUAUCAAUAUUAAAUUUAUUAACGCUUGUUCUCCUGCUGUGUCCGACUUAACAGUCAAUGCCACAAGCUUCCAUUCACGAUAACAAAUCACUUGGUUACUUGAUGUUAUCUGCAACAAAGGAAAAUGCUUAAUGUAGUCCUAGUACCAGUGUUUUUAAACUCGGAAGGUCAUCAACUAAAUGCUGGAGAGAUGUGUGAAGAACGAAUAUGCACAGCACUGGAAAUGUCAUCACAGCUAAGAGCUUUACAUGCCUGAGUAUUCAGCAGACAGAUGAGCUGUGACAACGUAAAUAACUUAGCGUUAAAAGAUUCCCUGUGGUUGUACACAUUUAAAUAUAAAUAAAUGAUUUUUUACCUUCCUAUGACAGUAGGGCAGCCCUUGAUCAAAGCAUAAGAUACUCACAGUAAGUUAGCUAAUGUUACGGAUGUUGAACCUGAUUUCUAGUUGUCCGGCUCCGCUUUGACAGAGAAAUUAUGUAAUAUUUGAUUAUAUAUUUAACAAAAUUAUGUUUUAAUAUCAAUUUACAGCGCGAAGAAUACAGUUGGGUGAGGUGUAAAAACAUGAGAUGUAAAUUAAAUAUACUUAUACUGGUUAUUUAACUGGUUGUCUCACGAUGGUACACUGUGCACACAUAGGACUCUUUGAAGCCAUAUGCUUCUUGCAACUGAAAGCUGUAUUAAGCUUAAGUGAGUGUAUAUUAUACACUACCUCUCCCUCUCUCUGUUUUUAAUAUUGUUACGCCAAACGCUAAUAUUGUUACGCCAAACUGACAUUUCUCUCUAAACAUCCAUCUUUUGAACAUAACUUCCGAUUGGUAUUUAAAUGGAACUAAAACGUAGAUGCCUAGUACUUUUGCCAAGUAUUUUUUUUUCACUUUUGAUAGGAGCUGAUAUUGUUUUUAUGACAGAGGUAACCUUGUGUAACUUUUAUAAUUUUUGUCAUAUUUUUGGUCCUUGUUACAACUACAUGAUAAUAGCCUAACAAAUUGCAAUAUAUAUUACUAAUGCCACAUUAAUGUAUGCAUUUUACCAUAGUAUUUUUCUAUGUGAAAAAUCAAUGGAUGUUGUGAAAGUUCUACGGUUGUUUUUCUAGGCAGCGCUCUUUUACUGAAACCUGCUCUUUGUUACCCAGACUACCUGAAAAAAAGACAAAGCAGAAAAAACCGACCAAUCUUCUUAUCGUCGAUUAUUAAAAAUAAACGUAAGAGAGUCAUACUGCAUCUUGGCCGACUCAUAGUGCUUUGUUUUCUUAUUUAUUUCAAUAAAGCAAUUCUUAAUUUGUUGGUCUCA
This is a messenger RNA of Gadus morhua (Atlantic cod), 7394 nucleotides long. RefSeq names its product slit homolog 1b (Drosophila) (gene slit1b). Bases 557 to 5377 code for a protein of 1606 amino acids. Gene Ontology annotation, biological process: negative chemotaxis; axon guidance. NCBI's taxonomy places the organism in Eukaryota, Metazoa, Chordata, Actinopteri, Gadiformes, Gadidae. The transcript is spliced from 38 exons. Gene Ontology annotation, molecular function: calcium ion binding; heparin binding; Roundabout binding. The record is from RefSeq and is a predicted model, not a curated record.